This is a messenger RNA of Aspergillus welwitschiae, 1356 nucleotides long. RefSeq names its product putative CBF/NF-Y family transcription factor (gene cbfA). The transcript has 4 exons. Lineage: Eukaryota; Fungi; Ascomycota; Eurotiomycetes; Eurotiales; Aspergillaceae. Gene Ontology annotation, cellular component: CHRAC; epsilon DNA polymerase complex. Bases 264 to 1103 code for a protein of 279 amino acids. Gene Ontology annotation, molecular function: protein heterodimerization activity; chromatin DNA binding. The record is from RefSeq and is a predicted model, not a curated record. Gene Ontology annotation, biological process: DNA damage response; heterochromatin formation; leading strand elongation.
CCUUAUCACCACCCACCCGAAGCGAUACGAUAAUCAAUCAAAUCACCCCCAAGAUUCCCGAUCCACACGCGCCGCUCCUCCGCGUCUGUCGCGUCACAUCAUUUCUGCACUCCUUCUAACGAACAGAGGCAAAAAAAGUCCUUUUUUUUACGAACCACACCGCAUACCACUUAUACCCUCACAAAUCAAUCCUCAUCUUUACUCGCGCUCAAUCGACAACCCCAAGAACAAGAGAUCAGAAACGCAAAAAGAAAAAAAGAACCAUGCCCCGAAAAUCAACCAGCAGCAGCACACCCGGCGACGACGGCGGACCAGAACAGUCCCAAUCCCAACAAAUACACUCCCAAUCCCCUUCAGACAUCGUCCACCUCCCCGAAUCGACAGGCCAAAUGGUCGAAGCGACAGAACAACAACUCAAGGCGCGGGCAGAGGGGGGUGUGAGUAUUGAGGACUACCUUCUCCCCCGUUCCCUCACCCUCCGACUAGCAAAAUCCGUUCUUCCCCCGAAUACAUCCAUACAGAAGGAUGCGGUAUUGGCGAUUCAGAAGGCCGCGACGGUGUUUGUCUCGUAUUUGUCGUCGCAUGCCAACGAAGCAACCCUCAAACGAACCGUCGCGCCGUCAGACGUCUUCAGCGCCAUCUCGGAAUUAGAGUUCGAUGGGUUCCGUACGCGAUUGGAGCAGGAGUUGGAGGCGUUUACGGAGUUGAAGGCUGGGAAGAGGAGGGCGAAGAAGGGGGAUAGUGGUACUGCUGCUGCUGCUGCUGCUGCCGCAGAGGGAGUUGGGAAAAGUGGGGAUGCCGAGGAAGAGGAGGAGGAGGAUGGGGAUAGAGGGGUGAAGAGGGUGAAGCGGGCGGAGGGGGAGAAGAAGAAUGGUAUUGGUGCUGGGGGGGAGGAAGAGGAGGGGGAUGAGACGCAGGAGGAACACGAGCAGGAACAGGAGCAGGAAGAUGAAGAGGAAGAGGAGGAGGAAGAGGAAGAAGAUGACGAGGAAGAAGAAGAAGAAGAACAUAAGGAUGACGAGGAUGAUGAUGGGGAUGAUUCGGACAGUGAGGAUGAGGAUGGGCCUGGGAGUCAGCUGCGAGGGGAUUUGGGACUGGGUUAAGUUGUGUUCAUGAUGAUUAUGUGUGUAUGGUAUGGUAUGUCUUUGUCUCUGUUUACGGCUGAUGGUUAUGCGGCAACGAAACGGAUUGUUGCAUGAUAUCACUUCUACUCCAUAUCCAAUGUACAAUGUGUUGAUACCCAAUUCAACUUCAGCACAACCAGCUGCUCAUUAUAUUCACCACGUGGGGACUCCCUGAACUCCGCACUCAACGCCCAUAAGGGCUUGCCUAAUGUUGUACAAUCAUCGGUGCAGU